AUGGCCACACAUGAAACUGGCGAAGCUGUAUGUAAAGACCAAGAUGGUGCGGAUCAAUUACACACACAUGACGAACACGAGGAUGAACAUGGUUCGUCCUCUUCAUCGCACCGCGCCGGACCGGAAUCAGACUCUACUCACGAGGAAGAGAAGAUUGGAACACCGAGUGAUCUUAAGAUGAAGAAGAAGAUCGAGCUUCAAGACCAAACGAACAUUCUUCCUGCGAAACAGAUCAUACUGGUCAUGGGAGGUCUGUCGUGUGGUCUUUUCUGCAGUUUGUUAGAUCAGACAAUCGUCACCACUGCUUUACCGACCCUUGGUAGAGUUUUCAAUCGGGCAGAUAUCUCGACGUGGGUGGGCACAGCCUACUUAUUGACAUCUACGGCAAUGCAACCUAUCUAUGGCCGGUUGUCAGAUAUUUUCGGUCGCAAGAUUAUCCUCCUUUCGUCCAUCUUUGUCUUCUUCUGUGGUUCCUUGGGAGCUGCUUUAUCUCGCAGCAUGAUCAUGCUGAUAGUCUUCCGGGCCGUUACAGGUAUUGGCGGUGGGGGUAUCCUCACUCUCACCAUGAUCAUUGUCUCCGAUGUCGUCACACUUCGCGAGCGAGGCAAAUACCAGGGGAUCUUGGGUGGAGUCGUGGCUUGCUCAAACGCUCUUGGGCCGUUACUCGGAGGAAUCUUCACCGAAUCUGUAUCAUGGCGAUGGUGCUUCUACAUCAACCUGCCUCUGACUGGCUUCGCAGCGCUCAUCGUCUUUUUUGUCCUCCCUCUCAAACGUGUCAACGGUUCCGUGGUCGAAAAAUUGAGGAAACUCGACUGGUACGGGUCAGUUUUAACGCUCGCUUGGGCAGUGCUAGUCCUCGUUGCUCUCUCUUGGGCUGGCAACAAGUACGCCUGGGACUCGGCUGGCGUUCUCGCACCUCUCAUCAUUGGAGUAUGCCUUCUUGGCGUGUUCAUAUAUGUCGAGGCUCGAUUGGUCCCUUUACCACUCAUUUCGUUCCGCAUAUUCAAGACGCCAACGGUCAGCGCGUGUAUGUGUACCUCGUUCUUCAAUGGUGUCUCCUUCUAUGGCACUCUGUACUACCUCCCACAGUACUACCAGAUCGUUCGAGGCGACUCAGCGAUCCGCUCCGGAGUGUUGCUUCUUCCUCUGAUCUUGACUCAAACGGUCACGUCGUUUACCACUGGUUACGUUCAAAGCAAGACAGGAGACUACUGGUACAAUCUUGUCAUGGGAUUCUCCAUAUGGACCAUCGCGCUUGGGCUUCUAUCGACCCUGGGACCCGACACGAGUUUGGGUAAAUUGAUUGGCUUCCAGAUACUCAAUGGAAUUGGUGCCGGUCAGACUUUCCAAACCAGUCUCAUGGCCAUCCAAGCAUCCGUCGCGAGGAAAGAUAUGGCAACUGCCACUGGCUUGCGAAACUUUAUCCGAAUGCUCGGAGGCACGCUUGGUCUGGCAAUCUGCUCCGUCUUGGUCAACAACAUUGCUCGAAAGGAUCUUAGUGGGAGUGGAUUGAGCAGCGAUGAAAUCACAAGCAUAUUAAAUGAUCCGACCAGUAGAGGGACUUUGUCGGCGGCAAUGAAGCAGCGAGUCAUUCACGCAUAUGGUGACCCAGCCCGCGGUAUACAGACCUGUUUCCACUUUAUGAUACCUUGUGCCGGUAUCUCUGUGCUUCUCGUCGUAUUCUUUGUCAAGAAGGUGUCGUUGAAGCGUGACGAUGACGCGCAGCGUAAAGCAGAAGGCAAAGCCUGGGUCGAGGCUCGCAAGGCGAAGAAAGAGGCGAAGAAGCAUCACACUACUCUAGAAAAGAUAGAAAACGGUGUUGAAGCAUCCGGUCGUGGGAUGGAAGAGGCCGCGGGUGUCAUACCUCCGCGAGGUGAAGAGCCCAUCGGAAACAGCACUGGCGAAAAGCCCGCCAACGAUAGAUGA
This is a messenger RNA of Kockovaella imperatae, 1926 nucleotides long. RefSeq names its product major facilitator superfamily domain-containing protein. Gene Ontology annotation, molecular function: transmembrane transporter activity. The transcript is spliced from 7 exons. The coding region runs from base 1 to 1926 and encodes 641 amino acids. Lineage: Eukaryota; Fungi; Basidiomycota; Tremellomycetes; Tremellales; Cuniculitremaceae. Gene Ontology annotation, biological process: transmembrane transport. The record is from RefSeq and is a predicted model, not a curated record.